UGGUUGCUGACCUUGUGGAGUCCUACGAGAGGAAUACUAAAAGACCUGCUCGACACUGCCAGCGGAAGAAUCGGCCGGAGAGAUCUUUUGGACCUCCCUGGACUACAGCUCGCCGGGUCGGGUGCUGUAAAUGCUGCCUAGCGGGCGAAACUGAGGGCAACCCGCGAUGUAAUGCGCAUGAUGAUGACGCGUGCUACAUGCGACGAAAGCCGUUUUUCUCCACGCUGUUUAGCAGAGCUUACAGACUGUGGAUUGUUACGUCUUUUCUUGCUCGGAGUAUCCUAAAACAUGGAGAAGAAAGGCGGAACGAAACCUAAAACCGGUAAAAAGAUGAUUGACGGCACUGACCCCGUCCGAAACUUCGAGAAAUGGAAGAAAAAAUACAACAAGACGAGAAUGGAUGUGAAGCGAGACCGAUCGGCGCGGAAGAAGCCCCAGUGGCAGGUCGAACGGGAGUACAUCGACAAGCUCGUCAGCAGGUACGGCGAGAUAAACGCCAAGGAGGUGGUGAGGUUCUCCGACUUCCCCAUCUCAAAGAAGACCUUGCAAGGUUUGCAGGGGGUUCAGUGUCGACAGCCCACGGAGAUCCAGAGGCAGACUAUCGGCUCCGCUUUGCAGGGUAAAGAUGUCCUCGGCGCGGCCAAGACCGGCUCCGGGAAGACUCUGGCCUUCCUCAUACCGGUGCUGGAGUGUCUUUACCGACAUCAGUGGACUUCCAUGGACGGCCUCGGUGCUCUCAUCAUAUCUCCCACCAGAGAGCUUGCCUAUCAGACCUUCGAAGUGCUCCGCAAGGUGGGAAAGAACCACGAGUUCUCUGCGGGGCUCAUCAUCGGCGGCAAGGACCUCAAGAGCGAGUCGGAGCAGAUCCACCGCACCAACAUCGUCAUCUGCACCCCAGGGCGGCUGCUCCAGCACAUGGACCAGACGGCCACCUUCCACGCGUCCGACCUGCACAUGCUAGUCUUGGACGAGGCGGACCGCAUCCUAGACAUGGGCUUCAUGGACACAGUCAACGCCAUCGUGGAGAACCUCCCCGCGUCCCGACAGACGCUCCUGUUCUCCGCCACGCAGACCAAGUCGGUCAAAGACUUGGCUCGGCUGAGCCUCAAGGACCCGGAGUACGUGUGGGUCCACGAGAAGGCAAAGUUCAGCACGCCGGCUACCCUGGAGCAGAGCUACGUGGUGUGCCAACUCCACCAGAAGGUCAACAUGCUCUACUCCUUCAUCAAGAGCCACCCCAAGAAGAAGAUCAUAGUCUUCUUUGCCUGCUGCAAAGAGGUGCAGUACCUGUUCCGGGUCUUCUGCCGCCUCAGGCCCGGUGUUUCCAUCCUGGCGUUGCACGGCAAGCAGCAGCAGACUAAGAGAGUGGAGGUCUACAAGGACUUCCUGCGGAAGCAUAACGCCGUGCUCCUCGCCACCGACAUCGCCGCCAGGGGCCUGGAUUUCCCCGCCGUCAACUGGGUGCUGCAGUUCGACUGUCCGGAGGAUGCGGACACCUACAUCCACCGGGUGGGCCGCACCGCCCGGUACAAGGAGGGCGGGGAGGCGCUGCUGCUGCUGCUUCCGUCGGAGGAGGAGGGCAUGGUCAGCCAGCUGCAAGAGAAGAAGGUCCCCAUCAAUAAGAUUCAGGUGAACCCAGACAAGCUGCAGAAUGUCCAGCUGAAGCUGGAGGCCUUCCUGGCUCAAGAGAAAGAGCAGAAGGAGAGGGCUCAGAGGUGCUUCGUCUCCUACCUCCGCUCAGUCUACCUGAUGAAGAACAAGGAGGUGUUUGAUGUCUUCAAGCUCCAGAUUCAAGAGUAUGCCAAUUCUCUGGGCCUCGCCGUAGCUCCGAGGGUGCGGUUCUUGAUCAAGGCUCAGGCACAGAGAGACGAGAAAGAAGAUCGUAAGGAGGUGAAGGAGCUAUCUGACGGAGAGGAGGAGCUGAGGAGUUUCAAGGCCCAGCUGAGAGGAGGCGUUCCUCAAGAGGAACGCCAGAGCUCGGAGUCUCAAGAUUCAGGCGAAAAUGAGGAAAGUGUUAAAGGAGAGGUACUGCAUCUCGGCUCAGACGACGAAAGUGAAGAUGACCUGAAGGACUUGGACCUGCUGACCGUCAAAAGAAAGGAUGUCUUCAACCCAGAGGGGGAUGCGGAGAUUCCGGCAGACCUUGAGACUGUUUCUCUAAAGAAAACUAUGAAAAAUACAAAGUUCACAGAAGCCAAAAAGGCCCUCAAGAGAAAGUUCCAAGUCAACACCAAAGUGGCGUUCAGCGAGGAGGGUCAGGCCGUGCAGAUGUGGCCUCCAGUCCAACGGGCAACCACCCAAGAAGGAGAGGAGGAGGAGGAGGAGGAGGGCGUUUCUGGUAUCAACAUGGAGAAGGCCAGGGAGAGGCUAAAACUUGAGGACCAGCAGUUUGACAAACAGGAGUACAGACGCAAGGUGAAAGCAAAACACACGGAGCAGAGGCUGAAGGCCAAGGCGGCCCGGAGGGACGCCAACAAGCAGCACGGACGCAACUCUGAGGAGGAAGAGGACGAGAUUGUGGCGUAUCUCGCACACCACAGCGAAGACGAGUUUGACCCCAGCACCCUGCCAGACCCAGACAAGAUGUACUCUGACGAGGAGGAGGAGAUGGUGACAGCCAAGCAGCACAGCAGCGAGGAGGAAGAGGAGGAGCUAAAAGUGGGGAAAGGGAAGAAAGCAAAGAAAGCUAAACGGCAGACGGUGGAGCAUGAAGUGUUGGACACUGGCCUUUCUCUGGCUGAGGACGAGCAGUUGGUCCUGCAUCUGCUGGGAGGACACAGGUAGAGGAGACAGAAUUUCAAAACACUAUGAAAGUUGUAACAACGUGAAAGUCUUUGAAUCUGAAUUUAGUGUUGGAGGGCUCCCACAAUGCAACCUGUACCAUCUUUCAUUAAAGCCCCUUGGAAAUCUGUGUUCAAAUCAUUCUGGUCUAUGAAAUAAAUAAAGAGUUUUUAAUUGUUGCUUA
Gasterosteus aculeatus aculeatus (three-spined stickleback) is the source of this 2965-nucleotide messenger RNA. RefSeq names its product DEAD (Asp-Glu-Ala-Asp) box polypeptide 10 (gene ddx10). Gene Ontology annotation, molecular function: ATP binding; nucleic acid binding. Lineage: Eukaryota; Metazoa; Chordata; Actinopteri; Perciformes; Gasterosteidae. The record is from RefSeq and is a predicted model, not a curated record.